Messenger RNA from Vicia faba (fava bean), 363 nucleotides. NCBI's taxonomy places the organism in Eukaryota, Viridiplantae, Streptophyta, Magnoliopsida, Fabales, Fabaceae. The record is from the annotation of a GenBank genome assembly.
AUGUAUGGAUCUUAUCCUGGAUAUUUUGACAUAGUGGUCAAUCAAUUUGACAAUAUUGGUAAAGCUGAUUGGAUUCUUGCAAACUCAAUCUAUGAACUUGGAAAAGAGGUGGUGGAUUGGUUAGUGGCGAUAUGGCCAUUAAAUACAAUAGGAGCAUCAAUACCAUAUAUGUUAGACAAAAGACUCAAAGAAGACAAAGAAUAUGGUAUUAACCUCUCAGAUCCAAACACAAAAUUUUGCUUCAAAUGGCUUAAUGACAAACCAAAAGGAUCAGUUGUCUAUGUCUUAUUUGGAAGCAUUGUUGGUCUAAGUGAAGACCAAACACAUGAAUUUUUUGGAUGUUUCGUGACACAUUGCAGUUAG